Anopheles funestus (African malaria mosquito) is the source of this 1822-nucleotide messenger RNA. Its product is annotated as AIDA-I autotransporter-like. Lineage: Eukaryota; Metazoa; Arthropoda; Insecta; Diptera; Culicidae. Bases 5 to 1723 code for a protein of 572 amino acids. The transcript is spliced from 2 exons. The record is from RefSeq and is a predicted model, not a curated record.
CACCAUGCAGCGUGGCACAGUUUUCAAAGUAGUGCUUUCGACGGUUUUAUCAAUUAGCAAUACAACAGCACCUAACUUAAUCCCUAUCGCGAUGCUGUGGAAGAAAGCUUUCCUGCUUUGCGCGUUGUUGGUUACCGUUCAGGCGGAACCUCAACCCCAGCUGCUUAGUGGACUUACCUCGCUCGUCGGAUCGGCCAUCAAUGGUGUUGGCACGUUGCUGAACGGAAUAGCAUCAGGAUUCGCCGCCGGUACAUCUGGUUCGCUUUCGGCUAGUGGCAGUCUCGGCGGAGCAUUGAACAUCGGUGGUAUCACUGUUGGUGGUUCCGGUUCGUUUAACUCGAAUCUGCCAAUAUUGAAUCUCCUUAACAAUGUGGUCUCCUCCACGCUGAAUGCACUCAACACCGCUAUUACGAACAUCGGUUCGACAGCUGGAACGGUGCUGACAAACACGCUUGCCACCAUCACGAACACACUGAACGGACUGCUCGGAGGUGUGGGAACUAACCUGGGUACGAUCGGUACCGGUCUGACCGGUGCACCGACCACCGCCAACGGUCAGGCCGUUAUCAACGCACUCAACAACGUUGCCACCGCUGUGAAUGGGGCCGUGAAUGCUGCCUCGUCGGUCUUGGGUACCUCUACGGUUGCUGGUGCGCUGGGCAAUCUUACCACCACGCUUAACGCAGAUCUGGCCACCGCCAUCCAGGCUGUGAACAAUGCUGUCGCUAAUCCCGGUACGUCAACGACCCUGCUGGGUGCACUCGGACCGAACGGAAUUGAUGCGAUUUCGACCUUCCUCGGUGAUGCGGCUGGUGUGCUAUAUACGACGGCCAAUAUCCCGUUGCAGCUUUCGGCUGCCGCUCGGGUUAAUGCAUCGCUUGCCGCCAAUGCCGGUGUCCCAUACAGUGCUGCCGGUAUUGCCGCUGUUAAUGCAACUGUAAAUGCCGCGCUAGCUAAUGCCAACAACGUGCUGAAUGCCGCUGUCGGUUCCUUCAAUAAUCUGAUCGCGAACGCACAACCAGCUACCAAUGCUGCCUUAGCACAGGCCACCUCAACCAUUAACACGGCACUGGCCAAUCUAAACAGGGUGUUCAAUCUGCUCGCUGGUAACACGAAGACAAGCGUUACGACCGCUGCCCAGCUUGCUGUCAGCAAUCUGACCAGCCUGGUCACAACGCUCCAGACCAAUCUGAAUGUACUGAACUCCGUAACGCUGAAUGCGGUCGCAUCGGCUAACGCUUCCAUUACGGCUAACGCAUCGGCCGUCAUUGGACCGAUCGUGGACAAUCUGGCAAGCACGAACGCGACUAUCGUUGCCUGUUCACAAACGUUCCUGCCACUGGCUGUACGUACGAAUGUCUUCUAUACGACCGCACUCGGAUCGUGCGUCGUGGAGGCGACCACCGUUGCAGACAUUCUGGUCGGCAAUACGAUCGCCGUUGUCAAUUCGGCCGCAAGCCGUAUUCGCACCUCGACUGCCGGUGUUACCCUAUGCAUUUCGUCCCUCUUCCCAUCUACGGUGUGCAGCACGGCCACGGUACCGAACGCACCGGCCUACAUUACCAACGUGGCGUUGGAUGUCCUUAGCAUCAAAACCGGUGAGGUGGUAGAUGUUGCCAACACUGCCAAUGACGUAGCCACUUGUACGAACGACACGGCUAAUGCGGCUGCCGCCGAUUUCGCAGCCAUUGCUUCUGCGUACAAUCAGUGCAUUGGUGCUUAAAGAGCAUUUGGAACAGUUUGCAACGAGCAACGAGAUAUUCUAAUAAAGAAGAAAAAAAACCUUUCUAUUAUUUUCACCGUAAACUGCAAAUCCUGGAUG